UUGGCAGGCGGGAAGGAGGAGAAGAACAAGGAGAUGCCGGCCAGGACUGCAAAGGCAGUGGUGGAGAAGUCGAGCAGCCUGUGGGGCAUCUCACAGUGCUGGCGUGGCGUGGUGCAGCAGCAGGUGCAGCGGUUCCUGGAGGUGGCAGGGCAGGCGCCGGACCUUGUGGAGCGAUACUGUGGGCUGUACCAGCGGCUGCGUGGCGCCACGGAGGAGCUCUUUGGGCAGCAGGCCGCCUUUGUGCUGGCCCUGGGCCAGGGCUUUGCGGGCGCUUUGCUGCAGCUCUCCUUCCUUACCACCCUGCACGUCAGUGAACAGUUUGCCCGCUACCUUGAUGGGCAGAUCCAGGAGCUCCACGGGGCUGUGGGCAGCACGGGGCUGCUGCAGCGGAUCCUGGAGCCCUUCAUCGUCUUCAGUGGCCUGGAGUUCGCCCACACCUUUGAGCACUUCUACCGGUGAGGGGUGCCGUGUCUGCACGGGAGCAGAGGGCCUGGUGUGGCGUGGCAGGGGAGGCGCAGGUGUCAGCAAGGCUGUGCCUGAGCCUGGCCUUGCGUGGCAGG
Molecule: messenger RNA, 560 nt
Organism: Egretta garzetta (little egret)
Lineage: Eukaryota; Metazoa; Chordata; Aves; Pelecaniformes; Ardeidae
Product: cullin-9-like
Exons: 3
Coding region: 34-459 (141 amino acids)
Source: RefSeq, a predicted model, not a curated record